Messenger RNA from Rosa rugosa (rugosa rose), 2477 nucleotides. Its product is annotated as serine/threonine-protein kinase BSK7. NCBI's taxonomy places the organism in Eukaryota, Viridiplantae, Streptophyta, Magnoliopsida, Rosales, Rosaceae. The transcript has 11 exons. Gene Ontology annotation, biological process: protein phosphorylation; brassinosteroid mediated signaling pathway. The record is from RefSeq and is a predicted model, not a curated record. Bases 442 to 1908 code for a protein of 488 amino acids. Gene Ontology annotation, molecular function: ATP binding; protein binding; protein kinase activity.
UUAUAAUAUAUAGAAUUCUCAUCUAAAUCUCAAAGCUCAGCAAUUUCAGUCAUCACCAGCAGAGAAAGGCAAAGCACCGAAGCGACAGCGAAGAAGACGAGGACGAUUCUUGGAUUCAAACUCCUUCAAACUCUCAAUGUCCAAAGUCUGAACUCACAUUUUUAUUAUUUAUAUAUUUUAUUUUUUCCAAAUUCAGGAAAAAAAAGGCAAAAAUAGAAAUAAAAUAAACCUGAGAAGAAGAAACGAAAACAAAAUCGUUCAUUGCCUUUGACCCAAUCGUGAAGGUCAUUUCUUUGCUUCGCUCAUUCCUUCAGGUAUUGCGAAGUGGAAGAGCCUAAUGGGUUGGCACUGAGGUGGAUGAGGGUUUUGAGUUUGCAAACUAUUGGAAAGAUUUGAAGCUUAGAGAAUUUUUAGUGUUUGCUGUUGGAUUCUGGUGUUGGGAUGGGGUGUGGGUGUUCGAAGCUCUAUGCGUGUUGUGGAGGUCCAGAAGAUAAUGUACCAGUUCCUGAGCCCCAGACUGUGGAAAAUGAGGAAGGAAAUGAACUUGAUUUGCCUGCAUUUCAUGAAUACACAAUUGAGCAACUUAGGACAGCGACAUCAGGGUUUGCUGUUGAGAAUAUAGUUUCUGAACAUGGGGAGAAAGCCCCUAAUGUUGUUUACAAGGGGAAGCUUGACAAUCAAAGAAGGAUUGCUGUCAAAAGAUUCAAUAGAUCAGCUUGGCCCGAUUCUCGUCAAUUUUUGGAAGAAGCAAGGUCUGUGGGGCAGCUCCGCAACAUCCGAUUAGCAAAUUUACUUGGCUGUUGUUGCGAAGGUGAUGAGAGGUUACUUGUUGCUGAAUAUAUGCCCAACGAUACAUUGGCAAAGCAUUUAUUUCAUUGGGAAACCCAACCCAUGAAGUGGGCAAUGCGGUUACGGGUGGCUUUAUAUCUUGCACAGGCUCUUGAAUAUUGUACCAGUAGAGGACGUGCCCUUUAUCACGAUUUGAAUGCUUAUAGAAUAGUUUUUGAUGAUGAGGGAAACCCUAGACUUUCAUGCUUUGGUAUGAUGAAAAACAGUAGAGAUGGGAAAAGCUACAGCACAAAUCUGGCAUUUACUCCUCCCGAGUAUCUAAGGACAGGGAGAGUAACUGCAGAGAGUGUAAUGUAUAGCUUUGGCACCCUUUUGCUUGACCUUCUCAGUGGAAAACAUAUUCCUCCAAGCCAUGCACUCGACCUUAUUCGGGACAGGAAUCUUCAGAUGUUAACAGAUUCUUGUUUGGAAGGCCAAUUUACAAAUGAUGAGGGAACUGAGUUAGUACGUUUAGCUUCACGAUGUUUGCAAUAUGAACCCAGAGAGCGUCCUAAUCCAAAGUCAUUAGUUGCUGCUUUGGUUCCUCUCCAGAAGGACACUGAGGUUCCUUCUCAUGUAUUGAUGGGUAUACCACAUGGUGCAGCAGCUUUACCUAGUCUAUCACCGCUUGGUGAAGCUUGUGUGAGGAUGGAUUUGACGGCCAUCCAUGAGAUCUUAGAAAGUAUUGGAUAUAAGGAUGAUGAAGGAGCAGCGACUGAGCUUUCAUUCCAGAUGUGGACCAACCAAAUGCAGGACACGUUGAACUCGAAGAAAAAGGGUGAUGUUUCUUUCCGUCAUAAAGAUUUCAGAGCUGCAAUUGAUUGCUUCACUCAGUUUAUUGAUGUUGGGACCAUGGUUUCUCCGACAGUUUAUGCACGCCGUAGUUUGUCUUAUCUCAUGAGUGAAAUGCCACAGGAAGCCUUGAAUGAUGCGUCACAAGCCCAAGUGAUUUCCCCUAUUUGGCACAUUGCAUCCUAUUUGCAAGCUGCAGCUCUUUUUUCACUUGGAAGGGAUGAUGAGGCACAAGUAGCCCUCAGAGAGGGUUCUGUACUUGAAACUAAAAGGAAUGCAACAGCUUGAGAAUUUAGUAGUGAAGAUCAAACCUGAGUCUCUUUUCCUUUUAUUGGACUCUCUUUUUCUGAAAGAUGAGCAAGGGACUGCAGACACAGGGAUCUCAAUUUUUUGGUGACUUGAUCAGAGACUCAAAAGUUAAUCAGUCUUGAAGAUAAGCCUCAGAGUUGAAGUAGAUGUGAUCCUUAUCUUCUAUUUGCGUGGCUGGUUCAUUUGUUGUGAUCUUGAAGCAUUUUUUUGCAAUACUAUUGGAUGGGUUGGUUUGGUCUCUUUGGUGUGGGAGUAACAUGGACACUUACGUUGUUUACGACAGAUGUGCCCUUCAUUGUUGUUCAUUUACCUGUUUCCAAUACAACAAUCUUGGGAAAUUACUAUGAUGCAUAUGGAACAUUAUUUUUGUAAAGGGUUCAAACUGUUGUGGACGUUGUUGCAUUGACAGGGUGAAUAGAAAAAAUUGCUAUUACCAUGGUUGUAAUUUAUGUACAGAGCCAUUUGUCAUGGUCACUCCUGUCGACAUGACAUCAGCUCCUUAUGUUAUGUUAGCGCUCAUUAAUAAAAUUUGUUUCUUAUUGUGGAAA